GGUGCGGCGCAGAGCUCCGCCGCGGCGGGCCGGAACACGCACCGAGCACGUCAAGGAGCUUCCCAGCAGCCCGCGUGGGGAGCCGCAGGGUCGCGGGGUCUGCUCGGGCGUCAUCGUCGGGUUGCACAAGCGGGAAGGAGAAGUGCUGUGUCAACGCUGCUCUUAUCUCGGGGGCCAAGCGUCGCCCUGCGAGUCUGUGGUGUCAUUUCCCUAAACAACGCGGGCCCGGUUGCACUUCGGUUCUUCACUUCCACAUUUUUCGGUCUCCACCGGGGCAGAGACACGGAUCUUGGAACUCUUUUCUUCCUUUAAAUUUUAAGCGCUGCUGACAGAGUGGAGAUAACAUUUCCUUCCACCAUGGACAACAAUGGAUUUAUAACACUAACAAGUGAAGGGCGUAAUAAAUUACACACCUCUGCUUUUUAGAGAGACCAUGGGAACAUCAUUGAUUUUCUUUUCUCAAUUAAACAUGUGUGAGUCAAAGGAAAAAACUUUUUUCAAGUUAAUACAUGGUUCAGCAAAAGAAGAAGCAAGCAAAGACGCCAAAAUCAGAGCCAAGGAAAAGAGAAACCGGCUGAGUCUCCUCCUGCAGAAAGCAGAGUUCCAUGAAGAGCCACUGCCCGGCAGACCUGGGCCCUUGGCCAGAGACACCAGAGUCUGCCCCGAGGAAGCGGUGAGAUGGGGUGAAUCGUUCGAAAACCUGCUCUCCCAUAAAGAUGGGCUGGAGACUUUUACGAGGUUUCUUAAAACCGAAUUCAGCGAGGAAAACAUUGAGUUUUGGAAGGCCUGCGAGGACUUCAAGAAAAGCAAAGACCCUCAGCAAAUUCUCUUUAAAGCACAAGCAAUAUAUGAGAAAUUUAUCCAGACUGAUGCGCCGCAAGAGGUUAACCUUGACUUUCACACCAAAGAACUCAUCACCCAGAGCAUCGCACAACCCACCCUCCGCAGUUUCGACGCUGCGCAGAGCCGGGUGUAUCAGCUCAUGGAACAGGACAGUUACAAACGCUUCCUGAAGUCUGACAUCUACGUGGACUUGGUGGAAGGCAGGCCUCCCAGACCGAGCAACCUGAGAAGGCGGUCCCGCUCCUUCACCUACAAUGAGUUCCAGGACGUGAAGUCGGGCGUCUCCAUUUGGCUGUAAGGGAGGCUAAUUUGGCUCAUGCGGGCUGCGAGCUUGUGUAUCUGCUCCUAAGACGUGGCGUGCGUUAGUAAACGGGCCCGUCCUUUAGAAAGAAACACAUCGUGUGAAGGGAUCUUAGGAGGGUGGAUCAAAACUUUUCCUCUAACGAUACGAACUGCACUGGCCAAUUUGCUCUGUAACCCCUUUCAUUAGACUCCAUUCCCUUCGUAAUCCAAAAAGUCAAUGCUAACAGACACUGAUGAAUAAAUAUAACCCAAAAGGAAUAUAUAUGGUACCUUAAAUUAUGAAGUACAUUCACUGAAAGAUCAAUACAUAGACAAAAAUUUGUAUCGGUAUUAUUCUUAAGCCUGUCUAUUGCAAAAUACAAUAAAUAUAUUCUCUAAAAAAAGUCACAUAAUCAUGAAGAAAAU
Phyllostomus hastatus (greater spear-nosed bat) is the source of this 1551-nucleotide messenger RNA. RefSeq names its product regulator of G protein signaling 18 (gene RGS18). The transcript is spliced from 5 exons. NCBI's taxonomy places the organism in Eukaryota, Metazoa, Chordata, Mammalia, Chiroptera, Phyllostomidae. Bases 434 to 1141 code for a protein of 235 amino acids. The record is from RefSeq and is a predicted model, not a curated record.